Messenger RNA from Ostrinia nubilalis (European corn borer), 533 nucleotides. Its product is annotated as zinc finger protein 771-like. NCBI's taxonomy places the organism in Eukaryota, Metazoa, Arthropoda, Insecta, Lepidoptera, Crambidae. Bases 153 to 533 code for a protein of 126 amino acids. The transcript has 3 exons. The record is from RefSeq and is a predicted model, not a curated record. Gene Ontology annotation, molecular function: DNA-binding transcription factor activity, RNA polymerase II-specific; RNA polymerase II transcription regulatory region sequence-specific DNA binding. Gene Ontology annotation, biological process: regulation of transcription by RNA polymerase II. Gene Ontology annotation, cellular component: nucleus.
UUCACACGGUAGUUCAGUUUUUCGGUAUCCUGCAUUGCUGUAUCCCGCAAAACUGGAUUGCCGUGGGAACGAGCCCUAAGAGCACAGGCCGGUCGUACGCUUGCACGGUCUGCGGGGAGCGAUACAACGACCAGGCCGCAGUGAGGACGCAUAUGAUAAAGCACAUACAACGUAAGUUCCAAUGCGACGAGUGUCCCGCCACCUUCGGCAGUCCAUACACAGCGCGCCAGCACAAGAAGAGGCGCCAUACGUCGCAGCCUCAAGUCAAGAAGCCUCACAGGCCGCCGCAACCGACGCAGAGCUUCGACUGCCCGACGUGCGGCCGGUCGUGCCCGAGCGCGCGCUCGCUGGCGUCGCACGCCGCGUUGCACGCCGCGCGCGUGCACGCCUGCCCGCGCUGCCCUGCUUCAUACCCCACGCGCAAGUCGUGCAAUAGGCACGCGCGCGCGCACUUGAAUAGCGGGGCUAAUGUAUCGAGGGCCGUGUGUCAUCGAUGCGGCGCUAGUUUUCAGGUGAGUUACCUGAGCUACUAA